Messenger RNA from Daucus carota subsp. sativus, 1347 nucleotides. RefSeq names its product replication factor A protein 1-like. Bases 1 to 1347 code for a protein of 448 amino acids. The record is from RefSeq and is a predicted model, not a curated record. Lineage: Eukaryota; Viridiplantae; Streptophyta; Magnoliopsida; Apiales; Apiaceae. The transcript has 10 exons.
AUGGCAAGCAAUCACUAUACUGCAGUUGAGAACUUGAAACCUGGAGUUGAUCAGUACAAAAUUAAGGUCCGAGUCAUCCGUUUAUGGAGAGGAGCUACAAAAUCAGGAGAGGAAUUCAAGAGUUUCAAUGUCAUUGUUAUAGACCAGAAGGGACAUAGGAUUCAUGGAUUUGUACCAACUAAAUGCGCUGAGGAAUUUCAAUUUAUACUGUUUGUUGGAAGAGUGUACAGUAUUAAGAACUUUGAUGUCCAAAUUUACAAGCAAACUGAAAAGUUCAGAGUGUUAAGGAAUGCUACUCAGCUGGUGUUUAAUCAAGACACAAUUUGCCAGCAGCUUGCAGAUGAUGGUGUCACAAUACCAGCAAAUUCUUUCGACUUCUACGAUCACAGCCAGCUGGAGGAACUGUCUAAACAAACUACUUACCUAGCAGAUGUGGUGGGAAUCAUUAAGGACUAUGACAAUAUAAGAGAUCUAACAAACAGACAUGGACAGAGUCAAAGUUCAAACAUAAGUGUUACUUUCUGGGAUAAUUUCGGCCAAAACUUUGAUCAGCUGAUGAAAAGUGGUUUGGAGAAGCCAGUUAUUAUCAUCAUUUCAGGAUGCAGGGUUGGGAAAUGGAAUGGUGAGGUAGACAUAUCAAACAACACAGCGACAACUGUAUAUCUCAACUACAAGCACCAUAGUGUAGUGACACUAAGGAAAUUGUUGACAAACCCUGAAUUUGCCAAGAAGGCUUUAGGAAAACCAAAAGUCAAGUCAAUGGCUAUGGCAACAGUGAAAGAACUUGAAAACUUGGGAAAAGAUGACAUUGAGGGAUUUUUCAUGGCACAUGUGAAGAUUACUAAGAUUGAUGAAACUUUUAGCUGGUUUUACAAUGCUUGCACAAGUUGUGACAUGGAGGUCACAGUUGGAAAUCCAUGUCCAAUAUGUGAAGCUUGCAACAGAUACGUUCCGUAUCCCCAGAAAAAGUUUAAAAUUCAUGUUGUUGCUGAGGACCAAACCGGCCAGAUGCCAGUAGUGUUAGGAGACAGAGAAGUGCGUGCAAUAACUGGGAGAAGAGCUUCUGAUUUUGCUGAUCAGAUUUUCAGUGUGCAAGCCUUUCCGGGAUGUGUGCUUGGUAUUACAGAUAAGGAAUACAGUAUAGUGAUCCAGAUUAGGGAGGCAAACGUUUUGAACAAGUUCAAGUAUUACUGGGCUACUAACAUCUGCAGAGGUUUUGUCAAGCUUCCAGCAGAGGCAGACGAAGGUGCUUCCAGUAGUCGUGCACCAACAUCACAGGCAGCCGAAUCAACUGACAAUGAUCAAGGAAUCUCAACUGUGGACUUAAACUCCAGCUUAACAGUUUAA